Lodderomyces parapsilosis is the source of this 720-nucleotide messenger RNA. It is a transcript of the gene VPS22, whose product is annotated as ESCRT-II subunit protein. Gene Ontology annotation, cellular component: ESCRT II complex. Lineage: Eukaryota; Fungi; Ascomycota; Pichiomycetes; Serinales; Debaryomycetaceae. Bases 1 to 720 code for a protein of 239 amino acids. The record is from RefSeq and is a predicted model, not a curated record. The transcript has a single exon. Gene Ontology annotation, biological process: protein transport to vacuole involved in ubiquitin-dependent protein catabolic process via the multivesicular body sorting pathway.
AUGGAUCCACAGUCAGAUAGAGAUGCGUAUCAACAGCUAGGACAACGUUUAAAUCAACAACAUUCUGAACAACUAUCGACGCAACUACAGGUGUUUCGAUCUGCUUUAAUCAACUUUGUCAAUGAUUACAGCAAUGAGAUUAAAAGUAAUGGUGAAUUUCGAUCCAAGUUUAAUCAAAUUUCCCAACUGAUUGGAAUGGAUCCAUUGGAUUUGCUCAUUUACGCUAAUUCCAAAACAAAAAGCAAUGGCAGUAAACGCGAUGUCAAUAAUUUUGUUACUGGAUUAUCGGUCAAGAUUGUAGAAAUAUGUCAAGAGACUCGAGAUUUGAAUGGUGGAUUGUUAUCCUUACGUGAAUUACAAUCAAUCUUGACUGACAAUUCAUCUGAUUUGAAAAUAGACAUCUCCACAAAACAUAUAGAGCAAGCUAUAACUAUUUUAAAUUCAAUGGGUAAAAACUACGAAUUGAUAAAGAUUAAUAAUGAGUCGUGGUUAAAAUUUUCCUCCAUAGAGAACUUGUCUAAUGAUCAGUUGAAAAUUUAUGAGCUAUGUGGAUUUAUGGGAGGAUAUGUCACUAUGGGUUUGAUUAGAGAUAAUUACGGUUGGGAUAAAUAUAGAAUCAAGAGUGUUAUUGAUGAAAUGAUUAUGAAUGGGAUAUUGUGGGUUGAUGAACAAGGUGAGGAUGAAUGGCAGUACUGGGAACCAUCGUGGAUAUCGCAUUAA